This is a messenger RNA of Mytilinidion resinicola, 974 nucleotides long. RefSeq lists its product as uncharacterized. Gene Ontology annotation, molecular function: zinc ion binding. The coding region runs from base 57 to 644 and encodes 195 amino acids. The record is from RefSeq and is a predicted model, not a curated record. The transcript has a single exon. NCBI's taxonomy places the organism in Eukaryota, Fungi, Ascomycota, Dothideomycetes, Mytilinidiales, Mytilinidiaceae.
CUUGGGCCGCUCGGUGGUAUCCUCCCGAAUAUCGACAAUACAACAAGCUAGAGGGCAUGCUCCUUGAUGAUGUAGAGGCCGCGAUUCCACUCGUCACACCCAAGUUUGAUAUCUUUCAGCUGGGCCAAUUGCUUUGGUUUCUUGCGCAGAGCUGGGCGAGUGGUGAAAGCAUCCAGUCCUUGAAAGAGCAUUUCCUCAUGCCUUCCGACUCUGUCGCUCUCGCCGAAUUGGUUCCGACAUACUACAAAGACAUAGUAGACGCAUGUCGCGCCGAGGAUCCACUCGACCGACCUUCUGCAGCGAAGCUCUUGUCCCUGCUUCCGUCCGGAACUAGCGAAACUGAAUUCCAGGGCGGGCAAGACGCGAAGCCCAUAUCCAUCGACGUAGACACUAUGUGGAAAUGUCACCCCUGGUCUAACUUCUGUGAUCAUUGCGGAAAGAUAAUCUCAGGUUUAAUUUUCCAUUGCAAUCUCUGCAGAGCCGGAAACUACGACGCAUGCCUUGGGUGUUUCAAAGCAGGAUUUCAUUGUCUUGAUCAAACGCAUUUGCUGGUCGAAGUCAGGAGUGAGGGGAACAUUCCUAUAGGGAAACGAUAUCACUCGAGCGUGGGCAGCUCAGGACUUCGAGUGGUGACCGAGGAAUGAUGUUCGCCAUUUAGCUCUAGAAGCAUAGUCUUACUCUUUCUCCCAGGCGAUUCAAUAUUGAGUCCCGCCAGAGAUUCCACGUCUUUCGUCGUGCUCAGCUAGCCAGUGCUCACUCUACUUGUUAGGUAAGUUGGAGCCGAACCGUACAACCUUUCUCUUGGAGGCCUUGGUGGAAGAAGCCUUGACGUAUAUUUCAGUGAGUGAGGAGUUCAUAACAACCUUGUAUAGGUAGAAUAGCAUAUCUUGGCUAUCUUUGAUACGUCACCGUCUUAAGAGCAUAUCUAUAUUAAGAAUAUAACCGUCUCAAGACGGUCCUAUAUUAAGAGCGUG